CUGCUCCGAGGCAGGGGGGAGAGAGAAGCUGCAGAUCCGCUUUCAGACAGCAGCGGCAUGGAGCCCCGACGCCACACACACACACCGCUCUGAGACGCGCGCACACUCCUUCACACACGGGCAGAGGAGCAGAGGAGCAGCGCGGCCGUCCACAGCAGGAUCGCCCGUGUCUCCGGCGUCGUCGUCAUGGAGAGUUCCAUCACGCUCUGGCAGUUCCUGCUGCAGCUGCUGAUCGACCAGAGCCACAAGCACCUCAUCUGCUGGACGUCCAACGACGGCGAGUUCAAGCUGCUGAAGUCGGAGGACGUGGCGAAGCUGUGGGGUCUCCGCAAGAACAAGACCAACAUGAACUACGACAAGCUGAGCAGAGCCCUGCGCUACUACUACGACAAGAACAUCAUCAAGAAGGUGAUCGGCCAGAAGUUCGUCUACAAGUUUGUGUCGUUCCCCGAGAUUCUGAAGAUGGACCCCGCGGCGGUGGAGUCGGGCCGCGGCUGCGAGGCGAGCGGGGGCGGGGCUUCAGAGCCCGAGGCCGACGACGAGGACGGGAGGAACCGGUACCUCCACUCCGGCCUGUACUCGUCCUUCGGCGCCCCGCGGCGCCCCGUGGAGCCGCACCGGCCCGUCAAGACGGAGCCCCGAUCCGAUCGCCACGGCGACGGCUCCUCCGUCAUCCGAUUCGUGACCCACGGCGGCCACUCCUCCCUGCCGCCCACCCCGCCCCCGUCCUCGGCCGAGACCUCCCAUUCCUCCCGACCGUCUCCGGGGCCGGCCCGCUCUUCUUCUGCUUCCUCCUGCUCCUCCACUCCGCCGCCAAGCCCCGCCCACGCACUGUGGAGAGGGCGGGGCCAGAGCGCAGAGACUCACGAGUUGGAGCAGAGCGCCCAGCCGCUGAAUCUCUCGUCCGGCCAGAGGGAGCGAGAGAGGUCUCAGGCGGCGCCGGAGGCCAGGAGGUUUGCCAACUGCGGGCUUUUGAAAAGCAGGAAGCCCAAAGGUUUGGAGAUCUCCGCCUCCUCGCUGCUCCUGACGGGAAGCGACCUCGUCUCCAUCGCCCUCAACAGCCCGGCGCUGCCUUCGGGCUCCCUGACCCCCGCCUUCCUCACCACACAGACUCCGUCUGGUCUGCUGCUCACUCCCAGUCCUCUACUCUCCAAUAUCCAUUUCUGGUCCAGCCUGAGUCCGGUGGGACCUCUCAGCCCUGCACAACUGCAGAGCCACGCCCCCCUCUUUCAGUUCCCCACGCUGCUGAACGGACCCCUCCCGGUGCCUCUGCACAGCGCGGACGCCCCCGCCCGCCUGCUGCUCUCCUCCAGCUCACACAAGUGCCGAGCGGAUCCGCCUCCAGGCUCUCGGCGGUGAGCCGCGCGGGAGUCGGACUUCGUGUUCCUUUGCAUUUCUCACACGAGGAAACGGGAGGUUCCGGCCGCUCCAGACGUUUCUUAGCGUGCGACUCCUCGUGUUCCUCACGCGGCGUUCGCUGCUUCUCUUCAGGCAAAACCCAAAAAUAUAUAGAAAUUUGCCGGAGGUCAGACCUCGUUACGUUUCUCAUCUCAUUUUAAUCUCUCGUGUCAUUUUUUCACUCGUUUUGAACUCCAGAGUUACCGUUUGUAAUGUCGUGAAUGUUACCCCCCCCCCCACACACACACAACUCUAAUAUAGAGUAGAAAGACAUAUUGGCUUUCCUGCAGAGAAGAUUGGAUACCACUCUUGAUGCGAAGCUACAGCCAGACGACAGUUAGCUUAGCUUAGCGUAAAGCCUGCAGACGUGAGAAAAACGGGACAAAAAUACUGACUAGCGGCUAAAAGCUAACUAGCUAACACAUUAGCCGUGCGGAAAGGACAACGCAUAACGUAUGGGGGCCUGAAGGUGAACAAACCGUUCCGUAAAACCCCAAUGUGUCGUGCCUCUGUGAUCUGUAUUAAACACACACCUGUAUGUUCACAGCGGGCCUCACAGGUCGGACGCUGCCUCUGAACUCUGAGUAGUUUCAAUCCGGUCGCUACGCUACAUUUAGCUGGCGAGCCGUCAUCAAGCUUCUCAUUUUCACCCGUGACCAGUUUGGGAUGUUCCAAGUCGACCAAUAGCGUCGUCUCUUUCCUCAACCUUUCUGGGGGUGAGAGUUCAAGGAGUGAGACGGAGCAUCAGGAUCAUUUUCACAUUUCAGUUAACGUGAUAAAAGACGUCGAUGUGCAUCGCUCACCGACUCCGAGCGCCACGCGGUCCGGCUCUCCUUUGGUCUUCUGCUUUGACGCCGUGAACCUGUUUUUAUCUGUUUGUGUCACGCUUUCCUUUUCAAAUGCACUGUACUUUUUUUUUUUUAAACCAUGUACCAGCUGUGCCUUCAAUAUUGUAAGACUUGUGUAAAUGUAUUACGCUUUUUAAAAAAAAAUUUAAACCAGGUUUUAAUAGAUAUUCCAGGUCAAAAUUGCACAAAAGCUUUUAUUUUGUAAAAAUGGCUCCUGGUUAUUUAAAAAAAAAGAAAUUUAAUGGAAAUGUAUUCUCAGUGAUUUUAUACUGUUUUUAUUUGUGGAAUAAAAUGAGAACAGCGA
Messenger RNA from Pseudoliparis swirei, 2550 nucleotides. It is a transcript of the gene elk3, whose product is annotated as ETS transcription factor ELK3. Gene Ontology annotation, cellular component: nucleus. Gene Ontology annotation, biological process: regulation of transcription by RNA polymerase II; cell differentiation. NCBI's taxonomy places the organism in Eukaryota, Metazoa, Chordata, Actinopteri, Perciformes, Liparidae. Bases 187 to 1359 code for a protein of 390 amino acids. The record is from RefSeq and is a predicted model, not a curated record. Gene Ontology annotation, molecular function: DNA-binding transcription factor activity, RNA polymerase II-specific; sequence-specific DNA binding. The transcript has 5 exons.